Molecule: messenger RNA, 2697 nt
Organism: Toxorhynchites rutilus septentrionalis
Lineage: Eukaryota; Metazoa; Arthropoda; Insecta; Diptera; Culicidae
Exons: 5
Coding region: 1-2697 (898 amino acids)
Source: RefSeq, a predicted model, not a curated record
AUGGUGAUGUCCACAGACAACCUCACCUUGUUCGUCUUUACAAGACCGAACCUCUCCGUUCAACGACGGGCGCAAAUCAAUUUAACAGGAUUCUCAACUCAACCGAGCGUGUUCUUCCGCUCUGAAGAGAUUGUGUAUCUGAUACCGAAACUCCGAUCGGUCCCACCCAGUGUUUCUGUGCGGCCGGAAGAUAAAUUAUCCCGGCUCAACUACAUCUGCGGUUUCCACAGGCAUCCGCCAAGACGGGUGUCAGUUUGGAGAAUUAAAGCAGUGCCGGGCGGUUCUUUUCCGAGAGUCUUGUAUCCACUGAUGGACUUACUGUGGGCUGUGGUUUACGAAAAACAGCUCCAUGUUGUUCGGCCUGCCAAGUCGCGUUUGCCCACGGGCACAGCAAUCCGUGUCGAAAUGUCGGAGAAAAAGAUUCGACAGAAGGAGCUCAAGCGACGCAAUAUAAUCGAUUCAAUCCAACGCAUCGAGGAUUUCAUCGAGAACUACGAUCCAAAUCGAGACAUAAACGAGGUAGCGAUACGUAUGAGUAGACUGGAUUUACUGAUGGAAAACUUCGAAUCAAUACAAGUACUACGCCAAAUCACCACGAAUUUACCCACUCAUACUAUACCAUCGAAUGAGUGGAUGAUCCCAAGGAAUAUUAACCUGGCCGAUCCCGAAUUCCACGUGUCCAAAGGCAUUGAACUUAUCCUCGGAGCCGAACAUUUUUUCUCGUUCCUGAAAGGUGGCCGGAUACAAAUUGGUAAUCCUUCACCCGUAUUAGUUGAAAGCGUGUUCGGAUGGUUUGCUACAGGAAAUGUUAAUGCAAAUCCCAAUCCUGUUGUCGCAUGCCAAACAUUUUGUUUUUCCACGAUCGAAUCAAUUGCCAGCAAUUUAGAGAAAUUCUGGCAGAUUGAGGACAUUGAUGCUACUAUCCCAUCCCCGAACGAACAAAUUUGUGAGCAGUUUUACCGAGAAACAACCACCAGAGAUACUACUGGUAGAUAUAUAGUCAAAUAUCCUAAGAAAGACAAUAUAACCAAAUUGAUUGGUGAAUCAUAUUCCCACGCCCUGCAACGAAUGGAAGGCCUUGAGCGAAGGUUGGAUAAAACUCACGAACUGAAGACGAAUUAUCAUAAUUUUAUCGCUGAAUUUAUCGAGUUGGGACAUAUGCGAAAGGUAUCAACGAACGAAACGAUUCCACCGGUGGUCUAUUAUCUCCCGCACCAUCCUGUACUGAAGGAUUCUAGUACCACAACGAAGGUACGCAGCGUAUUCGAUGCUUCAAUGAAAACUAGCACAGGUUAUGCCUUAAACGACGCACUGUUAGUCGGUCCUGUAGUCCAGCACGAAUUAUUGAGUUUAAUCCUCAGAUUCCGCAAAUAUAAAGUGGCACUAACAGCAGACAUCGAGAAGAUGUAUCGCCAAAUUUCUAUACAUCCAGAUGAUCGUCCUCUACAGCGUUUGUUGUGGCGGUUUAAUAAAGAUGAUCCGAUCAGUGAAUAUGAACUGACCACUGUGACGUAUGGCCUGUCGUCAUCAUCAUUUCUAGCGACACGAACACUACACCAGCUAGCCGAAGAUGAGGGCGAAUUGUUUACUCUCGCUGCGAGAGCCUUGAAAAGAGAUUUUUACGUAGACGACUUUAUUCGAGGCGAAGACAGUAUAGAGAAUGCUAUCAAACUUCGCGAACAAAUGGAUGAUCUUCUUAAGCAUGGUGGUUUCACUUUGAGGAAAUGGUGUUCUAAUCAUCCGGAGGUUGUGGAUGGCAUCCCAGAAGAGAAUCUGGCUACACAAUCUUGCCAAACGUUCGAUUCGAAGGAAAUGAUAAAAACUCUGGGGAUAUGUUGGGAUCCAAAGUCCGACCAAUUUCAAUUUGACAUUGAUCCAAGCGUUAACAAUGAACCAAUAACGAAACGCAAAAUACUGUCGAGUAUCGCACGCUUGUAUGAUCCUCUAGGAUUGAUUGCACCAAUAUUAGUACGUGCAAAAAUAUUGCUACAACAACUAUGGGCGAUUUCACUGUGUUGGGAUGAAGAGGUUCCACUUGAAAUCCGAAAGAAGUGGAGAAGAUUAAUUGAAGAAUUUCCAAACUUGACAAAUUUUCGUAUCGACCGAUAUGCAUUUAUGCCCGGAAAGGUGCAAUUACACUGCUUUGCAGAUGCAUCAGAACUUGCCUAUGGCGCAUGUGUUUAUGCCCGAUCGGAAGCAAUGGAUGGUAGCAUAAGGAUUGAAUUAUUGAUGUCUAAAUCAAGAGUGGCACCGCUCAAAAAACGCAGCAUCCCCAGAUUGGAAUUAUGUGCUGCUCAAAUAGCUGCGCAUCUGUUCACCAAAGUUAAAGCCGCACUAGAUAUGGAGUUUUCAUCAAUUCAUUUCUGGUCUGACUCAAUGGUGGUACUUCAUUGGCUUCGUUCCCCGUCACAAAACUGGAGGACAUUUAUAGCGAAUCGGGUAGCCGAUAUUCAAAUGUUGACGCAUCACGGAAGUUGGAAACAUGUACCAGGAGCAAGUAACCCUGCAGAUCUGCUUUCCAGAAGUAUGACAGUAGAACAGUUACUGACAAGCGAUCUGUGGAAACGCGGUCCUUAUUGGUUGAGGAAGGGAGAGGAUGAUUGGCCGAAGAAUGACAUAAACAUUGAAGCCUCCGAUGAAGAGCUGGAACGUAAAACGCAUAGCUUAGUGAUACUUCUCAGCCACCAAAUCCACUGA